AUGAUCCAUACUGGAGAGAAACCCUACAAAUGUGAAGAAUGUGGCAAAGCCUUUCACUCUCGUUCACAUCUUACUCAACAUACAAUGAUUCAUACUGGAGAGAAACCCUACAAAUGUGCAGAAUGUGGCAAAGCCUUUAACUCUCGUUCACAUCUUACUAAGCAUACAGUGAUCCAUACUGGAGAGAAACCCUACAAAUGUGAAGAAUGUGGCAAAGCCUUUCACAUGCGUUCAUGCCUUACUCGACAUACGAUGACCCAUGCUGGAGAAAAACCCUACAAAUGUGAAGAAUGUGGCAAAGCCUUUCACAUUCAUUCACAUGUUACUCGACAUAGGAUGAUGCAUACUGGAGAGAAACCCUACAAAUGUGAAGAAUGUGGCAAAGCCUUUCACAUUCGUUCACGCCUUACUCGACAUACAAUGAUCCAUACUGGAGAAAAACCCUAUAAAUGUGCAGAAUGUGGCAAAGCCUUUAACUCUCGUUCAUAUCUUACUAAACAUACAGUGAUCCAUACUGGAGAGAAACCCUACAAAUGUGAAGAAUGUGGCAAAGCUUUUCACUUUGGUUCAAACCUUAGUCAACAUACAAUGAUCCAUACUGGAGAGAAACCCUACAAAUGUGAAGAAUGUGGCAAAGCCUUUCACAUUUGUUCACGUCUUACUCAACAUAGGAUGAUGCAUGCUGGAGAGAAGCGCUACAAAU
Molecule: messenger RNA, 703 nt
Organism: Carlito syrichta (Philippine tarsier)
Lineage: Eukaryota; Metazoa; Chordata; Mammalia; Primates; Tarsiidae
Product: zinc finger protein 100-like
Exons: 1
Biological process (GO): negative regulation of transcription by RNA polymerase II
Molecular function (GO): DNA-binding transcription repressor activity, RNA polymerase II-specific
Source: RefSeq, a predicted model, not a curated record